CGGCCAUCCCCGGGCGGAGCGGCCGCCCCCGGGCCCGGGGAGCCGCAGGGCCGGGAGGAGCCGGGAGGAGCCGGGAGGAGCGCGGCUGCGGGGCGGCCCCGGGCCGGGUAAACACGCCGGGAUUCCUGCGGCCCUUCAGCGAUACAGGAUGCUGUUUCCUCUGGUGUUGUGUGCAGUUAUGCUGGUAGGGAGCGGUAAAGUUCAAGAAGAUGAAUGGAUUGACCCCACGGAUAUGCUCAAUUAUGAUGCAGCGUCAGGAACAAUGAGAAGACCUUACAAGGCAAACUAUCAUGACUCUGAGGAUAAGACUGCGGAUACAGUCAGUACUGAAAUCUCACCGAGUUGUUCCAGGACAAUAGAUGCCUUGCAACAGAAGAUUGCAGAAUGUGAGAAGAGGAAUGCCAAGUCACAGGAAAGCCGGAGCUUUUAUAUUUUUAGGCGAUACUUGAAUAAGAUUUUAAAUGAAGCUGGAAAACUUGGCCUUCCUGAGGAGAACGUGGGCCAAGUCCACUACGACGCCGAGAUCAUCCUUACAAAGCAGACGUAUUUGGAGAUCCUCAGGUUCCUCAAUGAGGACACCUGGCAGCCAGGUGCCAUGGAUGAUGCACUCAGUGACAUUUUGAUCAAUUUUAAGCACCACGAUUACCAAGCUUGGCACUGGAGAUUUGAAGACACUUUUGGAAUUGACCUAUAUAAUUUGUUUUUGCUGCUCUUGUGCUUAGCAUGCAUUGUAACUGUAAUAGCUACAGAGCUCUGGACACGGAUUCUUUUGUUUGUUCAGCUAAAACGUCUUUUAUUGAUAAGUUUUUUCAUCAGUUUUGCAUGGAAUUGGCUUUAUUUGUAUAAGUUGGCCUUUGCACAGCAUCAAGCAGAAAUUGCGAAAAUGGGGCAGUUUGAUAACAUCUGUGCUGAGAAGUUGGACUGGCGAGAAAGUCUUUUUGAAUGGCUUAGGAGUACCUGGACGUUACAGGACGAUCCCUGUCAGAAGUACUAUGAAACUCUACUUGUAAAUCCUAUUUUGCUGGUUCCACCAACAAAGGCCUUGGCAAUUACUUUCACCAACUUUGUAACUGAGCCUUUGAAGCACGUAGGACAAGGUAUUGGUGAAUUCAUCAAAGCACUAAUGAAGGAGAUUCCGUUCGUUCUGCAGGUCCCAGUACUAAUUAUGAUGGCUCUGGCUGUCCUGGCUUUUUGCUACGGUGCAGGAUCAUCAGUGUCUGCAUUAAGAUACCUGGCAUCGUCUCAGAGGAGAACUCUUCCUCCAGCUGACAGCGCACGGGAGCAGAUCGGCUUUGGGCAGUACGACGGGAGGCAGGCAGAGGACUAUUACCUGCAGCAGCGCCCCUAUGUGUUCAGAGGACACCAGGACAGAGGAGAUGCCUCUGUGAGACCUCCCCUCACCGUGAGGGCAGGGAAUGGCAGCAGGAAUCCCGACACGGCACAUUCCAGCCAUGAGCCGGAUGCACACGCACAAGACUCUGCCAAGUCAGAACCUAAUAAUAGGUUGUACACCGGGUCUGAAGUUCAUAGACUAGAAACUCUCAAAGCUGAAAACCGUACUGAGGAAGCUGCAGUUGAGCAGCAGAAACAGGAGACAGGCAAAGCAGAGCAAAAGGCUGGAGAAAACUGUGAUCCCAACAAAAACCUAGAGGGGAAAAGCUCUGCGAUGGAAGGAGGGGAAGAGAAGGAAAAGAGCCUUUUACGCGACUCCCAGGAAGGAGACUAAGGAGCCCCGAGCUCUGCUCUUGUGAUCGUAGAAUGAGGCUGAAAAAAUCCUCAUCUGGUACAGUGGAUCCUUUUGCAGAUGCUGGAGGAGCACAUCUUUGAUCAUCCAGUCUGGAACCCUGCAGACAGACCAAGAGAUAAAGCUGCAUAUUUACAGGAACAGAUAUAAUAAAUGAACAAUAGAAGUGAAAAAACUACUAAGAGCUUUUGUUUUCAGAUUUAAAGCUAUUAUAGAGACUUAAUUUGUAAGUUUUGUUUCAAGCUAAACUUGUCAAAUGAAGUUACUGAGAAUGUAAAUUAAGCUAAAAUGUCCAUAUUUAUCUGAAAAUACCCCCCAAGUGUCAUAUCACAGAAUGAGAUUUAAGUGUCCUUUGUCCAGAAGAAGAAUUUUAGCAUUAGUAUGGGGUAUUUCUAGUCUCGUAUACCAGAAAAUAUGGUUAUCUUCCUUUCCUUGUACAGGGAGUAAAAAAAUGUAUCUGAAUUUUGUAUUCUGAGAUGCUUAUAAACUUAUUUAAUUAAAUUCUUUUUGGUCUAACUGGUAUAUAUACCAGUUAUAUAUAUAUGUAUAAAUACUCUAAUUGACAAUCGAGCCACCUCACCCCCAUAUUGCUAGGAACUAUCAUUUACACUAAAUAUAAUGGGAAUCAUGACCACUGUUAUCACCAAAACUUGAAUACUAAAUUCUUUCAUUUUAUUUCACAGGAUUCCUGGUAUAUCAGGUGCCUUACACUUAAAACCAUUUUAAUACUCAUUUUAAUAGCCUCACUUACUUUCCUUCACUUUUUAAGAAUUUUUUCUAGAAAUAGUUACCAUAGCAUACAUUUUUGUUACUUGACACAGUUACUGUGCUAUAUAUACCAAAAUUAUGCUUACUAGACACUGGAUAAUUAAAAAAAAGAAAAAAUCAAGAAACAGAAAUUGUAAAAGAACCCCAAAACUUGGGAAAAAAAUCCUAAUGUUUGUUACGUUCUUCCUUAUCUGCUGAAUCAAUACGUAUCUUAAAUCACAAGAGACUCAAUAGCAGGAGGCACACACCACAUCCACAGACUCGGCAGCUGAGGGACUGACCUGGCAUUUUAUCAGUAUAUCAAAGAAGUCGUCGUCCAGCUCCCUGUUGUUGCUGCUGCUGCUGCCCACGAGGUGCCCCAGCACGGCCUGCCUGUCGCGCUGGGGGAGGCGCAGCCCGGGCAGGUUGCUCAGGCUGGCGCGCUGGUCGUCCAGGCGGCGGCUCUGCGAGCUCGCCAGCAGGUCCAGGAACUCAUCUGUGCGUGGGGACACCACAGAAGUGGAAAAGGCUGGGGAACAGGAAGAAAACAAGUUAGCCCAGAAAUAAGUUCCUUUCUGCAGGGAGUCGUGCAUGCAAAUACGUUUGGAAAAUGGUAUUUGGCAGAAACUCAAGUCAGAUACAGAUUUUACUUCAAAAAAAAUUACAUUUUCGCAUUGUUUUAGGUGGAGUAGAGGAUUUUGCCACUGAAGCAGCUGGGAGUCUGUUCUUCUCCUGGAAGCAGCACCUCUGGUCGUCCAUUCUGUUACUCUGGAAUCGACUCAGCAGAUCAAAGAACCCUUCAUCUGCCAUGGUCUCUCGACUGCUUUUCUGAAAAGGAGAAAAGAUUUAGGGGUAUUUUGAACUUGAGAGUACGUAAAGCUGGGACAACUGCAUCAGAGUUUAGUCCAGUCCUGUUUCAUAUUUGCGUAUCUGAAAUCGAUUAAAAUCAAUUUUUUUAGUCA
Myiozetetes cayanensis is the source of this 3453-nucleotide messenger RNA. It is a transcript of the gene CLCC1, whose product is annotated as chloride channel CLIC like 1. The transcript is spliced from 12 exons. The record is from RefSeq and is a predicted model, not a curated record. Gene Ontology annotation, molecular function: chloride channel activity. NCBI's taxonomy places the organism in Eukaryota, Metazoa, Chordata, Aves, Passeriformes, Tyrannidae. Gene Ontology annotation, cellular component: endoplasmic reticulum; membrane. Bases 149 to 1726 code for a protein of 525 amino acids.